Messenger RNA from Opisthorchis viverrini, 246 nucleotides. RefSeq lists its product as hypothetical. Lineage: Eukaryota; Metazoa; Platyhelminthes; Trematoda; Opisthorchiida; Opisthorchiidae. The record is from RefSeq and is a predicted model, not a curated record. Bases 1 to 246 code for a protein of 81 amino acids. The transcript has 3 exons.
AUGUUGAGCAGACUACUUAUGAACCACAUUAUUAGACGCCGACUCACUCCACCGUUCUUUUAUUUCCUAUCGCAAUUUUAUCAACAUACUUCAUUGAUUUCGUGUCACGUCCCAAAGUCUUUCCACCUUGAGCACAGUCCGACCAACAUUAGUGACCAAAGUCGGUCACACGAUCAGUAUGUGACCGCAGCAUUACUCGCUUCCGAUCGUCGCCUUGAAAACCAGUUGCUCCCCACUGUAAUGUAA